This is a messenger RNA of Thamnophis elegans (Western terrestrial garter snake), 6439 nucleotides long. RefSeq names its product G protein-coupled receptor 173 (gene GPR173). Gene Ontology annotation, molecular function: G protein-coupled receptor activity. The transcript has a single exon. NCBI's taxonomy places the organism in Eukaryota, Metazoa, Chordata, Lepidosauria, Squamata, Natricidae. The record is from RefSeq and is a predicted model, not a curated record. Bases 78 to 1190 code for a protein of 370 amino acids. Gene Ontology annotation, cellular component: plasma membrane. Gene Ontology annotation, biological process: G protein-coupled receptor signaling pathway.
UUAGUACCGGGGACAUGGGCCAUCACCAGGCACACUGCCGCUGACCCAGGUUCCCCCUUUUCUUCCCCGGCCUAAAGAUGGCCAGUGCCAAUGAGACUGAAGAGGGCCAUGGCUCAGCACCCAGUGCAGCUUCCACUUACGCCAAGCUGCUACUCCUGGGCUUCAUCAUCUGUGUGAGUCUAGCGGGGAACCUGUCUCUCUCGCUGCUGGUGUUGAAAGAGCGCGGCCUCCACAAGGCCCCCUAUUACUUCCUGCUGGAUCUGUGCCUGGCGGAUGUGAUCCGCUCAGCUGUCUGCUUCCCUUUUGUUCUCGUCUCGAUCCGCCACGGCUCUGCUUGGACCUACAGCGUACUGAGCUGCAAGAUUGUGGCCUUCAUGGCUGUUCUCUUCUGUUUCCAUGCUGCCUUCCUCCUCUUCUGCAUCAGCGUCACUCGCUAUAUGGCUGUGGCUCACCACCGCUUCUAUGCCAAGCGCAUGACUUUCUGGACGUGCAUCGCUGUCAUCUGCAUGGUGUGGACUUUGUCAGUGGCGAUGGCCUUCCCGCCUGUCUUCGAUGUUGGGACCUACAAGUUCAUCCGCGAGGAAGACCAGUGCAUCUUUGAGCACCGUUACUUCAAAGCCAACGACACCCUGGGCUUCAUGCUGAUGCUAGCCGUGCUGAUCUUUGCCACUCACGUGGUUUAUAUAAAGCUGCUGCUCUUUGAGUACCGCCAUCGCAAGAUGAAGCCUGUCCAAAUGGUUCCAGCUAUCAGCCAGAACUGGACGUUCCAUGGACCUGGAGCCACUGGGCAAGCUGCAGCCAACUGGAUUGCUGGUUUUGGCCGUGGCCCUAUGCCUCCGACAUUGUUGGGCAUACGGCAGAACGCCCACGCUGCCAACCGGCGAUUGCUGGGCAUGGAAGAAUUCAAGGCUGAGAAGAAGCUAGGCAGGAUGUUCUACGUCAUCACUUUGCUCUUCUUGGUGCUCUGGUCACCCUACAUUGUGGCCUGCUAUUGGAGGGUAUUUGUCAAAGCCUGUAGCAUCCCCCAUCGCUACCUCUCCACAGCUGUUUGGAUGAGCUUUGCCCAAGCUGCUGUCAAUCCUAUAGUUUGCUUUCUACUCAACAAAGACCUCAAGAAAGGCUUGAUUGCCCACAUUCCCUGCUGGAGGACAGAGCCUGAAUUGCCCAGAGAGCCUUACUGUGUGAUGUAAGGAAUGCUAAAAGGUUGGCUAGAAUGCACCCCCCCCCACACACACACGCACGCCAACUGGAUUUGUUUUUCUUUUUCCUUAUAUGUCACAUGAGGUUUUUCUUCCCCUGCAACGGGUCACUGUCUCCCAGAGUCCUUGUAUCACAAACACUCCGAUCUCUCUGUUUGUCUAAGGGCAAUUCUCGAAACCAUCCAUUAGCUGCUAUGAGAACCAGAGCUGGAUUCUGGUCUGUGUUCCUCUGGGGUAAAUCCAGAGCCAUACGCCAAACAGUAUUUGGUCACUAGUAGUAUUCCCAUCAGUUCUCAGAAGAGGUGAAAAAAAAUAAUUCUAUGCUUUCCUGGUUUUAUAAUCCCCAAACUCUAUCAAAUCAUUUAAGACUGUCCCUAUAAAACUCUAUCCCUAGCUUCUUAAUGCCCAUCAUUGCAUUGAAAGUAGGCCAGAGUUAGAUAUUUGGGGUUUGGUCUCCCAGAGCGAAGCCAAAACUAUUCCACUUUACUGGAGCAGAAAUAGUUUGCACUCAGUGGUUUUUGUUUGGAGCUAAAGGGUGACAAUGAAAAGGGGUCCCUAUUGAUGGAAUGUGCUUUUAAGGGAGAUUAAUUUUCUGAUCCAGUAACUCCAUCAAUGAAACAAAUUCCACGUGAUCUCAGAAUUUGUGGGGCUAUGGAGGAACGGGCCGAGAGAGGGUGUGGAGGAAAGGAGGCAGCAGCAGAGAAGAAUUGUUCGAGGGGAAGCCAUGGAGCGAGCCUUGAGUUAGCCUUGACUUAGCUCUUCGUCUGUCAGAAGCAGUAACCAGGGAGCUUUGGAAACUCCACCUCAGUUGCCAUGGCAGCAACCAAUCCAAGACCCCCGUAGACCCUGUCACUCUGGAACAAUGCAAGGAAGAAGAUGCAGGAGAAGCAUUUGGUGGGGAGAGGCCUGUAGCGGUGGUGGGGGAGAAGAAACCUUUCCCUUAAGAGUGGGAAACGAUAUAUCGAUAGGCAAAGCAGAAUGCAUUCAAGGCUGCAGAUGAAUGUAGGGUGGCUGCGUGGAAAUCAUAAGGCCUGAUGUCAGUUUCAUUGACGUCAGCUUCAUAGUACAUAUUCUCUCUGCUAAGAUGAAAGGCAACAAACGAGGUUUAUGUAUUUCUGUAGCCCCUCCCCUUCCUACUUGCAAACAUUCAAAACAUGUGAAACAUCAGUAAAUCCUAUCCAUGCCACAUACGACAGCAUUUUCUGCACCUGUUGGGAGAUGUUUACAGUUUAAGUAAGAUGCUAACCUGCCCAAAUCCAGUGUCCCAUAUUUCAGGAUUAUUUCAGCAGACAAGUUAUUGGUCUUUGGAUUAUUGAUAGAAAGAGGACAGGGUGUCUAUUGAGUUAGGAAAGGCACCCUAGUUCUAAACCCUACAAUGGAAAUCAGACCUAGGAAAAUGUGGGGAGGCAGGUAGACAGCUUGUAAAAGAAAAUAUGAGUGUACUGGUUACACAACUGGGAGAGAAAAUGUUACCCCUAAUUUUUAGCAAGGGCAGUGAAAAGAUAGAAUCUAAUUUCCUGAUUCUCUUCAUCCCAAAAUAUGAAUAGAGUUUGGGGUUUGGAACCGGAGAAACUAUGUUUGAGUUCAUACUUAGUUAUAUGACCCACCUGCCCUGUUGUUGCGUUUUCUGAAGCAGGAACUCUCCAAAUUCAACCUGACCAAUUCCUAGCCAUAGAGUUUGAUCCCGCUGACAUGGACAUGGUUACCGUUUGCAAUGGAGUGCUCCUUAUGGGAUGGGAUUGGGAGGCAUGGGCUGGGAGAAAAGAUUUAGGGGGAAGGAAAUGUUGGAGAAUGAUUCCUGGAAAAGAGGCAUCGUUGCCGGCAUUGUGUGAGAAAGGCAAAUGGGACGCUUGAAGAGGGCUACAUGUCAGGGAAAGAACUGGGGGGGAAUAUUAGUUCAGGAGAUGGAAGAGUCAGAGCCUGGGAUUGGGGGCAGGAUAUGGGGAAGAACCAGAUGAAUUUAGUGCAGAGAUUGGGGUUUCCCCCCACCUUUUUUUCCCUCCAAAGGACUCUGAUGUUUACUUUUGCCACUGAAGAAGACUGUUCGUCUUAACCCUCCUCCGGUCUUGCCACCACAGUAUGGCCUUAAUCACUGGCCAGCAUUACGGCCACCCCAUGGAGAACCAUAUUUGAAAAAAAAUAUGGCAAAUGAACAGAUUAUUUCCAGAAUGCUUCUUCUGGAAAGAGACAUGAACAAAGUUGUUGUUGUUUUUUUUUUUUAAAGGGGGAAAUGAAUAAAGAAAUUGAGACUACAGCAAGGGAGGGAGGGCUGGGUGGGGGGGCACAGGACAGACGGAUGUGUGUCCCCUGAAAUGUAUGCUUCUGAAUUUCUUUCCGAUGGGACAGCUUGGGAUAGUGGGUUGGGGGUGUAAUUCUGUGGGUGGAAAUUGAGAUUUGGGAUAAGGAUUCAGACUGAUCCUACCCCACCACCACCACUUUUUGUGUCAAAAAUUGUUUCCACUUCCCUUUUUUUCUGGGGAUUUUCUUGUUCGGUUUGGGUUUGAUUUUUUUUAAUAUACAUAUGAAAUGCUAUGAAAUGCAAAAUUCCUGGGUGGUUCUUUUUAAUGAAAAGCAAGACCAAAUAUAAACAAAGAAAACCAGAUGUGAAAUUCAUGACCCAAGUUCCUAACAUCUACUUUUAAUCUAAAUGGCAGUUGUGGAAGUAGGAGUUUUCUUUCCACCUAGCACCAGUUCUCUAAUAAAAAUAGCCCCUUAAACCAUGAAAGAACACAUAUUUAAUAUCCUUUUCACUCUUUAUAGCUAAGAGGCAGAAAGCGAGGUGAUACCAUGAGGGAAGGAUUAAUGUCCCAUGUCCCCCAGAUUGAAGGUCCUUGUUGAUUUGAUCCUGGGGGGAACAAAAAUACCUUGUGUUGUUUCUAGAAAUGUAUUGCCACCAUUGUCAACAAAGAAGGCAUGAAAGUUAGGAUUGUAAUCUCGACCUCUGUAUACACACAGAAUAUAUUUUCCAAGAGUGGAGCAAGGUAGAAAAAAAUGUGAAGUUUUGUAGUGCUGACUUUGUUGAAAAAGUAUCAUUUACAGACAGAAUGAAUAUUUGUAUGAGUUGAGUACCCCCUGCUCUAAGUUAUAUACACACAACAUUUCCUCUAAUUUUACCUGUACAAUUCUGCCCACUAGUAAGUAUUGACAAGUUGACAGAUCUAAAAUGAAUUCUGAACUGUAUUUUGCAGUCUGAGACAUGUUUUAAUUCAAAAAAAAAGUAUUGUCACUACUAACCUGCACAUCUGCUUUCAGUGUUAGGGCACAAAUAUAUGUAUCAAAUUAUAUUAAUGAUAUUUGCAUGGAUGUACACUGGUAGAAGAGGAGGCAUCUCUGCUAUCUUCCCCUCAUCUUAUAUCUAGACUCUUGGUUUGGAUGACAAAAUUAUCACAGGGAAGAUUUUAGUUCUCUUAUUUCAUAAAAAAAAGAAAAGAAAAAAUCAGCACAAUUACAUUAAAAAAAAUUGUAACCAUUUCAGGUUAAGAGACCUAGCAAGGUGAGUUCCACUAUUUAAUAGGCCAAGCAACAUGGGCCUCUGUUGAUUCACUUCAUGAUCUGUCAAAAUAUGCCCAAAAGUUGUUCUAUUCCUCUAUUCUUACUGCUGAGUAACAGCAGUUUUGACAAACCUCUUUGCACCUUGGCAGUUACAACCAUUUCCCUUCAUAUCUCUUUGAGACUGAUUCUCGCAUCACACUAACCAUUAUGUGGUUGGACUGGAUCGGUUUAGAAACAAUAUGAUGUGUGAACCCAGCCUCUGCAGCUUAAACAUGGGAAUGACUGCCCAGUGAGGUGCAUUGUAAAGAUAGAUUUUUCUAAAAGCUUCGCUUGUUCUUUGAAAUCCAUUUUGGCCCAACGUCCUGCUUUAAAAAGUCUGAUAACUUUAAUUAUGUGCCUGUUUGGAAGGAGAGACAUAAUUUAGAUUAAGAGUUAGAAGGAAAGCUUUUCGGGGUCUCCAGAGGUCUGGCUGCCCAUCUUUAAUAUGUAUAGAUUUUUCUAGGUAAGUUAUUUUACAGAUGAAAAUCAUAAUGAAGUCCUGCUCUACACAUUAGAACGUUUUGGAUGGCAUAUAAAUUUAAUAACUAAAUCAAUACAUUUUACCUCAAAAAUUAGAAUAGACACAGCAAAUCUAUAAGUUCUGAAAGGACAAACUUAUUUCACAUAACAUGCUUUUUUUGGUCUCUUCUGUCACAGAGGAAGCAUACUCUACUUACUUCCAAUUCUGAAACUAGAAUUAAAAUGUGCUCCAUUAUGUUAACAUUCCAACUAAUUAAAUCAAAUUCUGUAAGGUCACCAGCACAAUCGGGGCUGAAAAGCUUUUUAGCAUGCCUAGUAGGAAAGAUGUCUCAUCCCUAGAUCUGCUGCCAGAUUCCGUUCCUGGGAAAAAAACCUGCUCUGCUGUUUCAUAUUGAGGAUCUUUUAUCUCACUUCACUUUGACUACCUUUGAAGCCCACUAAACCCGUUUUUAAAAAUUAAAAAAUAAUAAUAUCCAUGAGGACUUCCACACUGCCAUUCUUUUCACUUCCAAGAUGUUCCACAAUCCCUGCUUUUUUGUACUGGACUUGCAAAAAAUGAGAGCAAAGGGAUAAGAAAUCACUGCCCGCCCCUGAAUUACUUAUUGGAGGUCCUGGAGAAACACAAAUGCCCUUACGUGCACACUAUGCAAAUGCAAAGGUUUUUAAAAUGUCUUUCACCCACCCACCCCCAUUCCUGUUUUUAUUUUAUGUGAUAUUUGUUUGUUCAUAUGCAAAGAAACGUAAACAGUUCCUGGGAGAAGGGAAGGAACGUGAUGGGCUUCACACCAUCUUUCUCCCCGAAAGUCCUCAGGAACUGGAGAGACAAGCUCCCACAAGCUCCAUAGAGCUACAACAUUGGAGGGAUUGGUUUUACUGCUGUUUCAGAGAAAACCGCAGCUGAAGCAAAAAUAAAAUUGGUAUGUUAUUAAAUCCAGCUGCUGGCAUGGAUCACACACAUAUGAACCUGCCGAACUACACAAGAUCCUUAUGUGGAAGCACCCAGAAUCCAAUUGAGAUUGUGAGAAAGCAACCACUUCUACUAUGUCAUUAUGAUAGUAUAUUAUCAAUAUUAUAAAUCUCCCCCCCACAGCACUAAAAACAUUGCCAACUGCUGCUCUGUGUUGAGGUGACAAGGAAAUGCCCACCAUAUGCCCACCAUAUUUAUGCAAGGAGUACACAACUAGUGUGGCUCCAGAUCUGCAUGUAAUUCCACAAAGCCUUCAGCAUAC